AUGGGUGGUUAUUACCAAGAAAUGAAAUUUGAUCUACCAAACGAAACACAUGUAGAGUUUUGGGUGGUAGCAAGGUGUAUAUACAAUAGAAGAAGAAACUCCAUUAAUAAUAAUAGAAGAAGAAACUCUGUGACAGCUUCUACACAUGAUAAUGAUAAUGAGGUGGAGUUGGCAGUACUUAUAAGUGCAUCAUCAUCAGCUCCACCACCUGAUCAUGUAGGAGUGUACCCUUGUGUUCGUCAGAGGAUUCCUCAAACCACAUACAAGUCCUGCUCUACUUCUUUUUCGGUACAACCAUUCCACGAGGAGAUGUGUGCGUUAUGGCAGUACGACUUCAUGGAUGGAGAUUCUGUCUCUAUCAUACCUCAUUGCAGCCAUUCUUUUCACUCUUCCUGCAUCUCUUCCCACAUGGACUACAGUAAAGGUUGUCCUUGUUGCCGUUGUGUCAUCACCGUGGAUCUGGCCCCACUAGAACAUGAUGAUGAUGCCAAUUACCAACACUGCCCUGUGAUAGAAGAAUGA
Ziziphus jujuba (common jujube) is the source of this 522-nucleotide messenger RNA. Its product is annotated as RING-H2 finger protein ATL28-like. The record is from RefSeq and is a predicted model, not a curated record. The transcript is spliced from 2 exons. Gene Ontology annotation, biological process: protein ubiquitination. The coding region runs from base 1 to 522 and encodes 173 amino acids. NCBI's taxonomy places the organism in Eukaryota, Viridiplantae, Streptophyta, Magnoliopsida, Rosales, Rhamnaceae.